AUGGGGAUUGGGAUCGAUGAGGUGGAAAAUUACUUAUCUGGGUUCACAUGGCCUGAUGAGAACGCAAUUUCCAAGAAAAUCUUCUAUGCGAUCCGAGAACACAAGUAUAUGGAGGUCCUGGACAGGAAGGAUCGGGCUAAAGCCUUUGACAUUUUAAUGAUGGACUUAAAACAAAUUUCAGUUGAUAAUGAAGAGCGUUUUGAAUAUUUAACUCGGCUUUUCUUCCUUGAAAACAUCAGAGAGGAUAAGGAAGUAUCCAAGCACGGAGACCUAAUCAAUGCUAGGGGCGAAAUGCUUGCUCAUGUUAAGAAGCUUAUAGAAGAAAAUCCCAUGUUCCGUGAUAAGCUGAUAUUCCCCGCCUUCGAUCCCUCAAAAUUAGGGACACUAAGUUUGAACUUGCAGCACCAUUUGGCUGCAGUUUCACCUUCACAGUCCAGUAGUGCUGUUCCAAAGCCUGUGGAAUCCCCACCUCCAUUUCAAGAUCCAUCAUCUCCUCCCCAACCUUCAGCAAGUUAUUCAUCCUCAGUUCCUCACCCUUCAGAUUCUGCAGGUCCAACUGGUUUAAAUACCCAAAACAAUUCUGCUGUGGACAACCAAAAUGAUCUCUCUGAACUGGAUUCCUCGUAUGAAUCUACCCCAAUAAGUACAUUUGGUGAUGUCAAUGCUACUACUGUAUCGAGCAUUAAGGAUCGAGUUUCUCCAGUAACAUCCACAGAUUCAGUGAAUGAAGAUAGGCAAAAUUCGGAAGAUGGGAAGCCCAGAGUUGCAGAUGGUUCCACCUGGAAAUCUAGGUUGCGGAAACUGAUAGAAGUGAAUAAGCCAUCAGAAUGUCAUGUCCUGAGACUUCCAGAUAGUUCAGCGGUGAUGAAAGUAUUACUUACUCUGCCCUCGAUCAUUUAA
This is a messenger RNA of Fraxinus pennsylvanica, 900 nucleotides long. The record is from the annotation of a GenBank genome assembly. Lineage: Eukaryota; Viridiplantae; Streptophyta; Magnoliopsida; Lamiales; Oleaceae.